Molecule: messenger RNA, 1508 nt
Organism: Anopheles aquasalis
Lineage: Eukaryota; Metazoa; Arthropoda; Insecta; Diptera; Culicidae
Product: zinc finger protein OZF-like
Biological process (GO): regulation of transcription by RNA polymerase II
Cellular component (GO): nucleus
Molecular function (GO): DNA-binding transcription factor activity, RNA polymerase II-specific; zinc ion binding; RNA polymerase II cis-regulatory region sequence-specific DNA binding
Source: RefSeq, a predicted model, not a curated record
GAUCGAUAUUCAACUUGCGUUCGUUUUGUGGCGUAAAUAUGGAGCACCUGUGCCGGGUGUGCAUGAAACAGGUUAACCAGCAAGUGGAGGAAUUCGUUUCGCUGUUCCAAGAGGUUCACGAUAAGCAAACAGCCGCAAGUGUGCUCAACGAUCUGUUCAAAACGGAGAUCCUGGAAAACGAAUGCCUUACGCAGAUAAUAUGUGUCGCUUGCUUUCGUGAACUACAAAAUGUCUGCACGUUUCGCGAUAAAGUAAUGCGUUCGGACUUAUGCUUUCGCGAGUUUACGGCUACUACGAUCAGCUGUAAAGAGGCACAGGUGCACCAGACGGUGAACUUCGAUAUCAUCCCAGUGCGCUGCUACCUUUGUGGGGAAUUGAUAUGCAAUGGUGCAUCAUCCUACGGUGUAUCUAGUCAAGAGAGUGGCGGAACCAUCAACAGAUUGUGCGAAAAAUGCUACGAGAGGCUUCGAGAGGAGCAAACACCAGAUGCUCCUGAUGUACCAGCCCAUUUGCCCUCAGAUGGCGACGAAAUGCUGACUCAGAGUACGGCGUUGAACCACGAGGACUAUCCUGCGCCCGAGCGGUACUGUUGUGUGACGCAUUGCAAGGAGCUAUUCGAAAAUGAACCGGAAUUACUCCGUCAUGCCCAAGAGCAGCACAGUGCCAAGUUGAGGUGGAACCAGCAGCGACAGGAAGCGACCAAAGCGUAUCAAUGCAACGUUUGCUAUCGUGCAUUCAUUAGCUCUAAAAAUUUGCGCCUGCAUCAGUUUUUUCGUGCCAAGCAGCAGAGAAGAAAGCAGUUCGCUUGCAGUCAGUGUCCAUUCAGGGCCGCCAAUAGCUCACUGUUAACGAUACACGCACGUUCUCAUACGGGCGAGAAACCGUUCGCGUGUGGUUUGUGCAAGAAGCAAUUUUGUUCGGAAUUGAACUUGAAAAAUCAUCAAAUGUGCCACCAGGCGGACCGGCCGUUUGUGUGCCCGUACUGUUCGCAAGCCUUCGUGCGCAAGGGUACAAUGGAAGAGCACAUUCAAACGUGCCACAUGGAUGAACGGCCAUAUCAGUGUACGGUUUGUUCGGCUCAGUUUAAGGUUCUACAGAAGCUCCGAUUACACCAAAGGAUACACUCCGGGGAGAAGCAAUAUCAGUGCAGUUACUGUCCUAGCAAAUUCAACUACGCAUGGGACCGGACACGCCACGAAAAGUCCCACAGAGGAGAAAAGCCGUACGUUUGCGAAUCAUGCGGUACUGGGUUUACGAGGAAGCGUUCGCUACGAAUUCAUGAGCAUACGCAUACCGGCGAGAGGCCCUUUAGCUGUGCCGAUUGCGAAAAGACCUUCAUACAAUCCGCGCAGCUGAAACGCCACAUGGCCCGGUACCACCAACAGGAUGUUAUCGGUAGUUCCAGCGAAACAGGCGUUAAACGGAUUGAUAGUAAUUAACCAUAAGAUCUUAAUGGUUUAGGCUAGCAGGCUGUGUAUGUGAAACGGAAUAAAAUACAAACCAAAUGC